Molecule: messenger RNA, 738 nt
Organism: Stylonychia lemnae
Lineage: Eukaryota; Ciliophora; Spirotrichea; Sporadotrichida; Oxytrichidae
Source: the annotation of a GenBank genome assembly
AUGACUACUCCUGAGCUUGGAAGAGGCGGAGUAGCAGUGUUAAGCAAAUAUGAUUCAGUUAAUGCCAAAAUGCUGAAAAUCUUUGGCAACACAGGAGGAAUCAUUUAAAUUAGCUAUAAGUCCAGAGAUGAGAGCGACGAUGAAAACCACUACUUCUCUAAUAAAAUGAUUUUAUUCCCAGCAUACAUAAAUCCAAAUCCCACUAAAGAAGAGUAGUAAUGGAUUAAAGAAUACAUGGAUAGACUCGAAGAAACAUUACAUAGCACGAGACAUCCGAUUAUUGCAAUAGGAGAUUUUAACACCAAAGGACAUAAACUCAUGAGACAAAUAGCAAUGAAAGAUAUAAUGAAGAGAAUCUAAUUUACGUUCUAGUGUAUCAACUCACAAGGUAAUCAAGUAUAAUCCAAACCAGACGGCAUUUAUGUAAGUAAGUUGAAAAACAAGAAAGCAGAUGUUACGACUAUGAUGAUACAAGAAAGAGAAAAUGAUCACAGAGCAGUAAUAGCCCUCCUAGAUAGCCUCAUCAUAGAACGACCAUACAAGUAACACAAAAGGAGCGAUAUAGAAAUGGCAUGUUAAAUAACAGACUUACUAAAUGAAAUUGUACAUUCGUCAAUACCAUACAACUCAGCUGAAUAGAUUAUAUCGAAAUACUCAAUAAAGAGCGAUAUAAACACAAUGAAAAUUCAGAAAAUUAUAGAAGAUGCAUAUCUGAUAAACAGAGAAGAAAAGGUAUGA